Messenger RNA from Sphaerodactylus townsendi, 3710 nucleotides. Its product is annotated as popeye domain-containing protein 3-like. The coding region runs from base 643 to 2493 and encodes 616 amino acids. The transcript is spliced from 12 exons. Gene Ontology annotation, molecular function: cAMP binding. The record is from RefSeq and is a predicted model, not a curated record. NCBI's taxonomy places the organism in Eukaryota, Metazoa, Chordata, Lepidosauria, Squamata, Sphaerodactylidae. Gene Ontology annotation, cellular component: sarcolemma.
AAUUCAACCUAUAAAUAAAUAAGGAAGAAAACCACGCGGCUGCGAAGCAAACUGCACAUCGCCGGAGGAGUGGACUUGAGGACGGAGUCUCUCUCCGCCCCUGAAAGCCAAGCGAGAGACCCAAUCCACCACCACUACCACCACCUCCACUACCUUCCAUUACGGGAUUCCCUCCGUCUGGCGGGCGGUGGCAGCAGCCGGGAAGCGCCUGCGCGCUCUCGGGACCGGCCGGUGCUGCCCAGCCGCUGACCCCUCAAUCUAGCGCCGCCCGCAGCCUGCCUUGUGGCGGCUCCGUCGCUGCCUAUUUUAGUCAAAGCCCCGUCCGGCCGCUGUUCAGCGGGACGCUUCUUGCGCCCAGGGACCUUGAGUCGCAACUUGGAGCCAGGAAGGGGGGAAAGAUCAGAUACUGUUACGGAACCAAGCAAAAGAUGCAACAACCACUGUGGGACAAUAUGGGCUCCUGAGAACACCAUCUUUUAAGCUGAUGAUUACAGUCAAAAGCCAAAAGAAGUAUAACAGUAUAAACACCAGCUACCUUUGGAAACAUGGAUAGGAAGAUGAUGAGCCUCUUUUUCAUCUGUAUUGCAUUGAAGUAAUUCAGGUUUUGGAGUAAAAAAAAAAGAGAAACACACCAAUCCAGCCAUGGGAGACAAUUCAAGUUUUUGGGACGGUCUGAUAUAUGCACAUCCUGUCUGUGUAAACUGGAAGUCAGAAGCGGAAGGAUCUAUCUACCACUUAGCCAGCAUUCUGUUCGUUGUUGGAUUCAUGGGUGGAAGUGGGUUUUUUGGCCUCCUCUAUGUCUUCUGUUUGCUUGGACUUGGUUUCCUGUGCUCUUCUGUCUGGGCAUGGCUGGAUGUGUGUGCAGCUGAUAUCUUCUCUUGGAAUUUCAUACUGUUUGUGAUAAGCUUCAUACAGUUUGUUUAUGUAACCUACCAAGUUCGGAGUGUUGCCUUUGACAGAGAAUUCCAGGAACUUUAUAAUGCUUUGUUCCAGCCCCUGGGGGUCUCACUGACUGUUUUUAGAAAGAUUGUCCGUUGCUGUGAUGAAGAAAUUGUUGCACUGGAGAAGGAACACUGUUAUGCUAUGGAAGGCAAAACACCAAUUGAUAAGCUCUCCUUGCUUGUGUCAGGAAGGAUCAGAGUGACAGUAGAUGGGGAAUUUCUACAUUAUAUUUUCCCGCUUCAGUUUCUGGAUUCUCCUGAGUGGGAUUCUCUAAGACCUACCGAAGAAGGCAUUUUUCAGGUAACCCUCACAGCAGAAACAGACUGUCAAUACGUAGCAUGGAGAAGAAAAAAAUUAUAUUUACUCUUUGCUAAGCACCGAUACAUCUCACGCCUCUUUUCAAUUCUAGUGGGAAGUGACAUUGCUGAUAAGCUAUAUGCUUUGAAUGACAGAGUAAACCUAGGAAAAGGACUGGGCAACUUCAAGAUGAACCCUACACAAAGUUCAAUCACAGUGUCCCCUUUGAGUUUCUUCCUUGACUUCAAAAAUGCCACUUCUGUGCCUUUGAAUGAAACUGUGUGUGAAAACUGGAGAGAGAUUCACCACCUGGUUUUUCAUAUGGCUAAUAUUUGUUUUGCAAUUGGAUUAGUGAUCCCAACCACUUUCAAUCUUCACAUGAUUGUUCUACGAGCCAUGCUAACGACAGGAUGUGCACUUUUUAUCAUCUGGGCAACACUUUUCCGCUGUGCCUUGGAUAUAAUGGUCUGGAAUGUAGUAUUCCUGCUUAUCAACCUUCUUCAUUUUAUAUAUUUGGUAUACAAGAAAAGACCGAUAAAGAUAGAUAAAGAGCUCAGUAGUCUGUAUAAGAGAAUGUUUGAACCUCUCCAUGUGCCUCCAGAACAGUUUCAAAGAUUGACUGGACAAUUCUGCAAUAUUCAGAUACUAAAAACAGGUCAAGCGUAUGCUGCAGAAGAUAAAACAUCAGUAGAUGAUCGAUUAAGCAUUCUGCUAAAAGGAAAAAUGAAGGUCUCCUAUCGAGGGCAUUUUCUGCAUAAUAUUUACCCCUGUGCCUUUAUAGAUUCUCCUGAAUUUCGAUCAACCCAGAUGAAUCGGGGUGAAAAGUUUCAGGUGUCAAUUACUGCAGAUGAUAACUGCAAAUUCUUGUGCUGGUCCAGAGAGAGACUUACAUUUUUUCUGGAAUCUGAUCCAUUUCUCUUUGAAAUAUUUAAACACCUCAUUGGAAAAGAUAUUACAAACAAGUUAUACUCAUUGAAUGAUCCAACCCUAAAUGACAAAGCAUCCCAAAAAAUGGAUCAACAACCUAGCCUGUGUUCACAGCUGUCUGUGAUGCAAAUGAGAAACAGCAUGGCUAGCUCAAGCGAUAGUGAAGAUGGCUUGCAGCACUUUCUUCGGGGAACUUCCACUGCUUCUUCCUUCCGUCAACCGUCUCCUUAUUUAAGAGGAUCACAAAAAAUGAAACCAAUAGAAGAAAGUGUUGAAGAUGAUGUCUUUGAACCUGCAUCUGCCAUGAAAGUUAAAGCUCCUCAGUGACCACGCUGGACAUAAUUCUGUUGGAUAGCAGGAAGAUGACCGCCCUUAGGAAAUAUCUCAUAAGGCUAUCACAACUGAUAAUUUUACUUUCACAGACAUUUUCCACAGAUGCCAAGGCAGAUCCUUAACACAUUAUCUGAAAAUUAGUCCUGUUGUUACAGUGGGCUGUAUUCCCAAAGAUACCCUACACCAGGCUUUGCUGAGCAGGCUGCUCCAUCCACAUCCACAUUCAUUGACUGGAAUGAGUACAAGUGUCCUUGUAGCCUUGGUAGCUUCAUGUGCACAACAGAACAUCCACAACAAAUAUUGUUGGACUGGUAAACAUGUAUCUGGGACUGAGGUUUUCAGCCAAGUGACAGGAACUUCCCUUUUAAAUGGAAUUUUAACAAAUUGAUUGGGAGAGGGGAGUCUUAAACCAAUGUAUGACACUUAAGGCUCAUAGCUACCUUAACUGCAUUUUCUGCGGUUGUAAAGAACAGCGAGUGCAGUGGUGACAAUGCAGCCCUGAAAAGUAGCCUGCUUUCCUACCUAACAUUCUGCCACCACUCAUCAUCUUUUAAAUGAUUGAUAGUGGGAAAGGAGUGCUCAGGCUGAGUCUGCCCCUGGUUUUCCAGACAGGUGAUUGGCAAUGACAAAAUUGCAAGUACUGAUCAUCUGCUAUGCUGCCUGUCACAGUCAGUCUGAAUGCUUCCUUUAUUGUGCUGAUUCUAGGGCUAAUGCUGGAACAGAAGCAUAUUUUAAUUCAUAGAUGACUUGAUGGAUUUAAGGCACCUUAUAUUUCAGUCAUUAACUGUAGCUACAUUUGCUUAAUCCCUAAAAUUACAUAUAUGCGUAAACUGACAAUUUUGUAGUGCAAAUAAUGUGUUUUUAGACCUUGGGUCCAAUAAUAGGAAACCACUUGGUGAAUUUUAAACUUACAGUAGAGAGUUGUAAUGCAAUUCUAUGCAUGUUUACUCAGAAAUUGCAUUAUUAAAAGAAGUGGGAGUUCAGCAUUGGCUUCAAGAUGCAGGUUAUAAGUUAGAGACCCCAGAGUAUUUUCACAGAAGGAAGGAUUUCUGUCCUUAGAGUGUGACUUACUUCCUGUCCAGCCCUGCAGCCUAAAAUUGUGAAGGUGCUCUGGUGGAUUGAAGCCGCCAGGUAUACAAACAGGUAGAUAACCAUUGUUGACUUUUUUAGUAUUGUAUCGUAAGAACAAUCCAUUCAUUGCUAAUGCUCAC